AUGGCUAUCUUCAACACUCUUCGCGUAGAGCCCUGGGCAAAACACAACCACCAGCCUCUUGGGGGAACUCGAAAGAAAUCAUAUCAUUACUUUGGUCGCACAACAAAGAGCACGAGGACUUGGACAAUGGCUCUUGCGGUAGCCACCGUGAUUUUCUUCUUUUGGCGUUUCCCGUUGCUCUCACCAAACUUCAAACGCAUGCCCGAUGAAAGGUUGUGCGACCAUCCCAUCUCUGUACUUGCGUCCGUUGCCUCGAAGACAUUCAAUAAAACCUUGACAGGCCAGUCCAACUCAUUGGAACAGGCAGUCACCGAAUACCGUCGACGAUAUAACAUGCCGCCGCCUCCCCACUUCGAUAAGUGGUACGAGUUUGCGAAGCAGCGGAAUACGAUGUUGAUUGACGAGUACGACACGAUAUAUCACUCUUUGCUCCCUUUCUGGGGACUUUCCCCGCGUAUAAUCCGGUCGCGUGUGAGAGAGGAUCUAGGCUUCGACAACAUGGUGAUGGGUAUCUCUAUCCGAAAUGGUGAGCCUAUUCACCUAGGCAAUGGCCAGGGAGAUUUCCAACGGAACGCGACGAUGAAGCAGUUUAGCAAAUUUGCUCAAUGGCUGCCUGACAUGGAUCUCGAAUUCAAUGUUCACGAUGAGCCGCGGGUUGUUGUUCCUCAUGAGGAGUUACACAGACUGGUAACAAAAGGAUAUAAAGCUCAGGCAUGCAUAAACAGCAAUUCAUUGUUAAAUCAUUUUUCUGGCAAUAAUAUCUCUACGGAACCUAUCCCAGAAAUCUCCACAAGUCGGUUUCUCAAUCUCGCCCGGCAAGAAACCUGGCUUUAUUCUCGAUUAUCGUGCCCACCACACAGUCCGGCUAUGGACCUCGAUGGCAAUGCCCCAGAUAACACCAGUGCUUUUGCCCUCGAGCCUUUAGGAUUCAUCUUCAAUCAAUCCGCGGCUAGUGAUAUUUGCAAUAGUCCCUCGCUACAGCAUAGGCUUGGGAUUUUUGAGCGGCCCAAUGCCCUCAAGCUCACGAACAUGCUAGUCCCGAUGUUCUCGAUGUCACACCCAUCUUCGUUCCAGGAUAUUCCCGUCCCUUCCCCCUGGUAUUACGAGGGAGUUGGAGGCUAUAAACCAGAAGCCGACAUACCAUGGGAAUCAAGGAAAGGACAAAUCUACUGGCGAGGAACGACCAGCGGCGGAUCCAGUCACAAUGGAUCUUGGCACAAUCUACAGCGACAACGAGUGGUUGCAUCGCUAGAACGAAACUCGGAACAUGAUAUCUUGGAGCUCAAGGCAGAGUCCACUUGCAGCAUCGGUGGCGAGGAGGGGUGGAAAGUUCGCAAGGCAAAUCAAACAGAGCUCAGCGAAUACUUCAACGCCCAUUUUGUUGAUAUCACCGGGUGUGAGGGACAAGACUGUUACGACGAGAGGAGGUUCUUUGAUGUCCUGGAUCGAGAAGACGAGAACGAGGCGUGGAAAUACCGCUACUUGCUAGAUAUGGAUGGGCACACUUACAGCGGGCGAUUCUAUGCCUUCAUGCGUAGCAAGAGCGUACCGCUCAAGCUGACCUUUUUCCGCGAAUGGCACGAUGAUGUCCUUGUUCCAUGGGUUCACUACGUGCCGCUGAACAAGGAUACCACCGAAAUUGCCGAGAUUGUGCGCUUCUUCGAGCAGGGUCAUGCUGGACAGGAGAUUGCUAGAACCAUUGGCGAGGAAGGGCAGUCGUGGGCUGCUAAGACACUUCGUAACGAUGAUAUGGAUGUUUAUAUGUUCCGGCUUAUGUUAGAAUAUGCCCGUGUACAAGACGACCGAUGA
Molecule: messenger RNA, 1809 nt
Organism: Penicillium crustosum
Lineage: Eukaryota; Fungi; Ascomycota; Eurotiomycetes; Eurotiales; Aspergillaceae
Exons: 2
Coding region: 1-1809 (602 amino acids)
Source: RefSeq, a predicted model, not a curated record